This is a messenger RNA of Anopheles darlingi, 6369 nucleotides long. RefSeq names its product ubiquitin carboxyl-terminal hydrolase 36 (gene scny). The coding region runs from base 558 to 4364 and encodes 1268 amino acids. The transcript has 3 exons. The record is from RefSeq and is a predicted model, not a curated record. Gene Ontology annotation, molecular function: cysteine-type endopeptidase activity; cysteine-type deubiquitinase activity. Gene Ontology annotation, biological process: protein deubiquitination; regulation of apoptotic process. Lineage: Eukaryota; Metazoa; Arthropoda; Insecta; Diptera; Culicidae. Gene Ontology annotation, cellular component: nucleus; cytosol.
GACGGUGCAUUCAUCUGUGUGCGUGUCGGCGACUGUGAAGAAGAAGUGACAGCGAAGGAGAAUCAAGAAGCAGCGGCGGUAACAGCACGAUGAAGAAAAUAAUCUCCGUCGUCCGUUUUCUGUGGUCCCUCCGGUUCGUAAAUUGUUAACCUCGCUGUCGUGCGACCGGGCCCAUCUGCCCUCCCCUCUUCCCCACCGGUCGGUGUCCUAUUUUGUGAAGUGUUCCGCAGCAGACAGGCCGCCGAUUUCGUGGCGAGAGAAUUCCGGCAAAAAACUUGACAUUUCCUCCGGACGACCUCGCGGCCCUCACUCACGGCCUCAGUGUAAGUGGCGCCGUUCACCCUCCCUCCGCUCUUCUGGUGGCGGGUUUUUCGUUGCUGAUUUCCGCGCGAAGACAACGACGACGACGGCGGAAAACCGUGUGUUGUCUUUUGGUGCCACGACGGCGACGGGACAAUCCUAGCGGAGAGGCUGGUGUGUAGGCGCCCCGCACCGCGCCACGGGGCGGGUGUUUGAUCUUUUGCGUUCGUGCGGGACGUCGACGACGACGUGUGGCGAUGCCCACCAUCCAAAUGGUGUGCGACUCGACUCCGCUGGUCAGUGCAGCUAUUCGUGACUCGUUGGCCGCGACAACGGCGGGAAAUGGUCGCCCAGCAGCAACUGGAGCGACGACCGCCUCCUCUUCUACAACAGCAGCAGCAAGCUUCUCCGUGCUGAACCAUAACGGUGUCAACGGCAGCAGCGGUGGUCCUAGCGGAACCCCCACUACCAGUUCCUCCAGCUCGUUAUCGACGGCGAACGGGGGUGUUGGUGGUGGAAAGCUGUUCCGGCGCGCCAUGCUCGAGAGUAGCAACUACGGUAACGAUGACGAGCAGCUGGAGGACGCGGAUGGUGCGAACGAUCUGGUCGAAACCAUCAGCCAGUCGCUGCGCCAGGGUCAGCAGGUUAAGCCCAUAGCAUACGAGGAAGGCCCCAGUUACAGCGCCAGCUUGGAUAAGCUGAAAUCCAAGUACAUCGUGCUGAAGGCGACUGCACCGCAAUCGGACGAAGCAGGCGGUGGCGAAGCAGGUGCUGGUGGCCCCUCCUCUGGUGGAUGCCCGCCAAACGGUGCUACCGCCGGACAACAGAUGCAUCAUCCAUCGCCCAAGCUGUCAUCGAUGACGACGGCGGGGGGCAUGAUGGGGAAGAUACCCACGGCCGUCGCUGGACAAGCGAUGAACGGUGGCGGUGGCAGCGGUCCGCUAAAGUAUGGCGCUUCCGGCACACCCCACAAAUUGGCGCCCACCGGAAGGCCCACGAACCACAAUGGCGUUGGUACAGGCUCGUCGGCCACCGGAAAGGACGGCGCAUCACUGCCUGCCCCGAAACGUACCCUCUUCCCGAGGGAGAAUGUACAGGUCGGAUGGAAAACGACCGGUCGCAAGUGGCAGGUCGGGGCCGGUAUGAUCAACAUGGGCAACACUUGCUACCUCAAUUCGACCCUGCAGGCAUUGUUCCAUGUACCGGCCAUCGCGAACUGGCUCGUAUCCGAUGUACAGCAUCGUGCACGCUGUGACGAUGGAGGCUCCGGAGGAAGCUGCAUUAUUUGCGCGAUGGCGAAAACCUUGCUGGACUCGCAGAGCAACCAGAGCGCCAUCAAGCCACAUCUGGUCUACUCGAAGUUGCGGCUCGUUUGCAAGCACCUCGUACCGGGGCGCCAGGAGGAUGCGCACGAGUUCCUGCGCUAUCUGGUGGAAGCGAUGGAGAAGUCGUUCCUUGGGCGUUACAAAAACAGCAAAGAGCUCGAUCAGUACAGCAAGGAGACUACUCCGCUGAACCAGAUCCUUGGUGGUUAUCUGCGCUCCGAGGUCAAGUGUCUCUCGUGUCACCACAUCUCGACCACCUUCCAGCACUUCGAGGAUCUGCUGCUCGACAUACGGCGCGCGAACUCGAUCGACGAGGCACUCAAACUGUACUUCGAUCGCGAGCGGCUCGAAGAGCUGAGCUACAACUGCGAGGCAUGUAAGAAGCGAGUGGCAGCAACCAAACAGUUCUCGCUCGAGCGUGCUCCAUUCGUGCUGUGUGUGCAGCUAAAGCGCUUCACCAUAAAUGGAACAAAGAUCAACAAGCACGUCGAACUACGGUCACAACUCGAUUUGACGCCCUACUCAUCAUCUUCCAGUCAGCAGCAGCAGCAGCGAACCAGUGGAUCGAGCAGUGCCGGAAAGCUAACGUACCGAUUGACCUCGAUGGUAACGCACCUCGGUACCAGCCAGCACUGUGGCCAUUAUACGGCCAUCGGUCAGACCGAGGGUGGUGCCUACCACGUGUUCGAUGAUAGCUCCGUGCGUCCGGUUGGCAUGCACAACGUUAUGAGCACCAAUGCGUACAUCCUGUUCUACGAGCUCGACAGUCCGGCCGGGGCGGCCGUCGGUCUGCUGAAUGGCACAACGAAAGCCAACCAAAUUGCCGGCCAUCCGAGCAGUACGGUGACACUGUCGUCCAUGGGAGCCCUUGCAAAUGGUAACGUACCGUUGGCCUCGGGGAAUGCCAGUGCCGGUGCUAGUGCUGGUGCCACUGCUGGUGGUGGUGGUGGGGGGAGUACCGGCACGCCCCGAAAAGGGACUCACAAUUCGUCGCCGUCGCCGCUUCGCGUGCUCGGCAGUGGUAACGGCAGCACUGGAUCUGCUGCUGGCGGUCUCUUCCCGAGCAAGCUGGACACGAAGCCUGGAUUUAUUGGCCCCGUGCUACCGUCCUCCAGCAGCACCAGCGGCAACAACCCCUCCAACCAAGCGGGAACCUCUCCAGCUACCACAGUCACAGCCGCUACGAGCAGUUCGACCAAGGGCGGAACUCCGGGGCUCCAGGGAACAACGAUAGGCGCGACCGGCACCUCUAGGCCUGGAUCAUCCGCAUCAUCGUGCAUCUCCUCACUUUCGCCACCAUCGACGGCCGGUACGCCGUCUUCAUCGCCCAUCAAAUCGGUCAUCAACUCACCGUUAAGUCAUCCUAACAAAAUUCAUCUUAAAACGUCUCAAUCGACAACCCAAAGCCCCACCGUCGGUGGUGGUCAAGCACCCAACACUGCCAAACUAAAUGGAAUCGGGUCAAAGCAAUCGUCACAAGUAGCCGCAGCAACAGCAACACAGCUGCCUUCGUUACCAAAGCUGUCUCUCGGUCCCAUCAACAAUGGCAGCAGUAGGCCUGGCAACAGUAAACCAGUGACAGUUGUUGCCAAUGGUGGUACGAACUCGAUCAGCCUAGUACCGUACGAAACCGACGACGAUAGUGAUAAUGCCAAUAACAGCAGCAGCGAGGAGGAGGAACAGCAUCAGACAUGCACCGCAGUCUCCGCCGGGACUAAACGUGCUAAGCAACAACAGCACCAGCAAAACGGGAAAUUGGUGCUCAAGCGUCGUAGCAGCGACGAAGAUGAUGAUGAUGACGAGGAUGAUGAUGGAGACCGCCACUCGCAUUCACCGCAGAUCAUCAAAACCACGGCCGGUGCCUGGAAGGUGUCCAAAAGUAGCGAGAACGAUAAACCCACCUAUCCCGAGAGUAGCAGUAGUAGCAGCGGCAGCAGCAGUGAAUCUGCUGGCUCAUCGAAGGAAUCCUCUCCGGUUGCCUCCCCAGCGCAGCAACAUAUGCUUGCAACGAAUGGUGGCACCAGCAACAACGGUAACAAGAACGGUCACCGUAAUGGCGUGAAAAGCCGGUCUUCAUCACCUCCGAAUGCCGCUGCUGCUGCCGCUAGCAGCGCUGGUAACGGCAGUACAUCCUCAGAUACGGGACCGAGUGCCGUGCAGUUGUUGCUAAAGUACUCUCACCGAGGCUACGGUGCACCGGUGAAAAGCUGGGGUGGUCAGCAGACGGAGAUGGAUCGGGAGCUGGUGAACGAGCGGCGCGAAGAACGCAAACGUCAGCUCGCCGACGACCGCGAGACAGAAAUGGACCGUGGUCGUACGAAGAAGGUGAAGAACCUUGGUGUUGCUGGUGCCGGCACCAACGGUUCACAUCAGCACCAACAUGGUAAUCAGUUCCAACACUUUCAAAACUACCAGAACGGUGGUGGUAUGAAGUGGAAUGGCAACCGCAAUGGCAAUCAGCAGCAGUACGGCAACCAUAAUCACAACUACCAUCGAGGAGGUGGUGCUGGCGGGGGUUACUACCACGGUGGUGGCCACCGGCAGGGAUUUCGGAACGGUAACGGUGGUCGACGCUUCGGUGGCCGUAAUGGCGGUGGAUUUCAUGCGAAAGCUCAUCAUCAUCAUCACCAUCAUUAUCGCAGCGAGGCUUCAUCAGGUGGCGGCAACAUGGCGUCGUCAUCGUCGUCCGGAGCUGGUGCCGGUGGAUCGAGCAACAGCAAUGGAUUCUACCAUCGAUAGGAUUCUUGACGUAGAUGAUUGAUAAGAAUAUCAACCGAGGCAUCAACGCAUUCACGCGAUCAGAAGCCCAUAAAGAGAUUCCCCUUUUUAACAAUGAACCUAUCGUGUGUACGUGUGUGUGUGUCAGAGCUGCGAGAAUCGAAGCAACCUGGUAACAGUAAUCACCAACCCUACUGCGGUUCCCAAUCUAAGUUGGUCUUUUGGUGUCGACGUGCAUUUUGCAGUCAGUCCGGGGCGCGGGAUUACUAUACCUAGGUAAGAAUUUCGAAAUGUCCGGAUGUCGAAAUGACGGCCAUGAUGCUGAAGGUGACGAAGACGAUGAUGUAAAUCUGUUUUUGUUUUUUUGUUAUUGUGAAAAAUCAUAGAACCAACAACGCACUGCAAUAUGCAUUUUUAAGUUUCAAGUGGUUCCUGUCUGCCCUCGCCGCCUACUUAAGUAUGCGCACCCAUCCCAUUCAAAACGAACCUCGGGAUCUAAGCGAGGUUACUUUGUCCUUGAGUUUUAGGGUUUUCCGUUGGGAACUGCAAAGACCCGUUUAGGUGUAGUCGUUUCCUCUGUCCUGUCUUUUUUUUAUGGCAAAUAAUAUAUAAACAUAAACAUAUAAAUAGUCAUUGAAGCAGCAGGAAACCAAUAAAAAUAGAAUUUAAGGGAAAUGGGAGAGAUUCGGCUGACCGCGUUCUGGGGUUGCUGGUCCGUCGGUCCGCGGAAAAUCCACACGAAAGACACGCACGUUCGAGACGAUUGUGUUGUACAUAUAAAAUUCAUUUUCUUUGCCGUUGCAAAGCAGCAACAUGAAGGUGCACCCAGUGAAGGUGCGCUGUUCCGCUGGAAUUAAAUUGCGAUUUGCAGCGAUUUGAGCGCAGGAGAGCAGCGUCGCAAAACCCCAUGACACGUGCGUGCCUGCGCUCAUGUACAUAGUAUACUUUAAUUAAGGCGAGCGCGCAGUGUUCAGCAAAGGGCUGCUGCUAUAGUGGAUUAAGGGUGUAGUGUAGCGUAGAGUAGAAUAGAGUCCGUGCGGCGAGGAUACACGUUGUGUAUGUGUAGAGGAUACGAGAUGUGUACAUUAAGGCACGGCUCUUACUGAAAUGUGAACGGACAAAUUACGCAAGCAAAUGAAGAAAUCCAGUCAGACAUACUAAACAAAAAUGCUAGAAAAAGAAGCGCGGAAAAUCAACAAUGAAUUAAUCUGAAUGGAACGAAUACGCGCUUGUACGCGAAUCAAAUUACCUCCAUCGCUGGAUAGAAUAUAGGGGAGCCAACCAACAACACAACAGUAGGCAGCCAGACUCCCGUCACGGUUGCUCUGGCUUUGGCUUCCUUGAUGAUUGAGAUAGGCCUACUAACCCCGUCGCUGGGUUGGUAGUAUGAAGCAUACAAAUCUAGAACUCGGUUUUUAGCGGGCAGCGCGCGAUCUCCACUCAGUAGGAGACAGCUUAUUUUUUUCACUUGGAUGUCGGAUAAUGAAUCACGUGAAAUCAGAGGUACUAGCAAGGGGCCUGGGCGCCUUAGGAUUCGUUUUUGAAGUAUGCAUUUAGUUAAGCUUUCUUCCUUCUGUAAGGCAAUCAUCAGCAUCUUUAGUAGAUACUAUCUUUCUCAUCUCUCUUUCUCCCUGCCUUAUUCGAGUAACUAUAUUUUGAUCGUUAUUUCCUUUUUUAAAGUCUUGUUAUCUGUUUGCUAUAUUUUGGACGACGUUUUUCUACCUGGAGACUAGUUUUGGUGUGCAGCAAGGUGUGGCGUGUAUCGAAAAGGUUAAUGUUCCUUCAUGCUUUACAUACCUUUGUUUGGGUUGCUGCACUAUACCGCAACGUAUCUGCGGAACUUAAAGCAAUAGAGAAAGAGAGAGAGAAAGAAAUAGCAAAUGAACGGCGACAAUUACUCGGUCAUUACCUUUUGUUUCAACAAUUGUACGUUUGAAGAGAAUUCGUAGAAAGAAGCGAGACGAAGAAAAAAAAACAAUAGAAUUAACGGUCUUCUACAUGUGUAAAUGAAAAAAAUGGAAUAAAA